AUGUGGAUGACUCCCACCUCACUGCCCUUGUGGCAGGGCAUCCGGAGGAAAGUGAGUCUGCUGCUGCCGUAUGUCUGGCCCCGCGGCUCGGUGUGUCUGCAGGGACUCGUGUUGCUGUGUACGGGGCUGCUGUUAACCGAGCGCCUCGUUAACGUCCUGGUUCCUCUGUACUCAAAAAAUAUCGUAAAUGAUUUAUCUGCUGGAAGUAACUGGACUUCAGUUGUUGCCUCUGUGUGCAUCUACACACUGCUAAAGUUUCUGCAGGGAGGGGGCGCUGGCACCUCUGGUUUUAUUAGUAAUCUCCGUCAGUUUUUGUGGAUUAAAGUGCAGCAAUUUACCAGCAGAGGUGUACAGGUGCGCUUGUUUUCUCACCUGCAUGCUCUAUCUCUUCGGUGGCACCUGGACCGGAAAACUGGAGAUGUUUUGAGGAGCAUUGACCGGGGCACAUCGUCCAUUAACAACCUACUGAGCUACAUCCUGUUCAGCAUCCUCCCCACCAUCUGUGACAUCAUCAUCGCCAUUGUCUACUUCAGCUCUUAUUUCAACCUUUGGUUUGGCCUCAUAGUUUUGACCUGCAUGGUCCUUUAUCUCACAUGUACAAUUCUCAUUACUGAGUGGAGAACCAAAUAUAGGAGGGAGAUGAACAUUCAGGACAACAAUGCCAAAAGUCGAGCUGUGGACUCUCUGCUCAACUUUGAGACUGUAAAAUAUUACAGUGCUGAGACAUAUGAGGUCCACUCUUUUGAAAAGGCUAUUCUUAGAUUUCAACAAUGUGAAUGGAAGACCUCAGCAUCUUUAGCUCUAUUAAAUCAAACUCAGAAUGUAAUCAUAGGCUCGGGUCUGCUGGCCGGAUCACUGCUGUGUGCUCACUUGGUCUCUGAGGGGCAGUUUCAGGUGGGAGACUAUGUUUUAUUUGGGACAUACAUUAUUCAGCUCUACACUCCACUCAACUGGUUUGGGACCUACUACAGAUUGAUUCAAAGUGCCUUUGUUGACAUGGAGAACAUGUUGGAUCUGCUAACUGAGCAGGUGGAGGUACAGGAUGCUGCUGAUGCCCAGGACUUGCACCUCACUGCAGGACGAGUACAAUUUGACAAAAUCUGUUUCAGCUAUGUGCCAGGACUGGAGGUUUUAAAUGAAGUGACCUUUACAGUUGAACCUGGACAGACAGUGGCUCUGGUUGGUCCUUCAGGAUCGGGGAAGACCUCCAUACUUCGUCUGUUGUUUAGAUUUUAUGAUCUUCAGAGUGGCUCUAUUCAUAUAGAUGGUCAAGACAUUUCCAAGGUUUACCUGUCUUCUCUGAGAGGGUGUAUUGGAGUAGUUCCUCAGGACACAGUGCUUUUCAGUGACACCAUUGGAAACAACAUCAGGUACAGCCGGAUCACAGCAACCCAGCAGGAGGUGGAGCAGGCGGCAAGGGCAGCAGACAUACACUCACGGAUACUGGAGCUGCCUCAGGGUUAUGAGACAGAGGUGGGAGAGCGGGGCUUGAAGCUCAGUGGAGGUGAGAAGCAGAGAGUGGCCAUAGCUCGAACAAUCCUCAAGAAUCCGCAGAUCAUCCUGCUGGAUGAGGCCACCUCCUCCUUGGACACUCAAACAGAAAGAAACAUCCAGGCUUCUUUGGCUAAGAUCUGCACCAAGAGGACCACUAUUGUUGUGGCACACAGGUUGUCCACUAUUGUAGAAGCAGACCAGAUUCUAGUGCUUCAUGCUGGCCAAAUAGCUGAAAGAGGAAGACAUGAAGAACUGCUGACCCAGAGAGGACUGUAUGCAUCCAUGUGGACCAAACAACAAAGGACUCUCCACACAGACUAAAAUUGACUCUCCGUAGUUUCUGGUGCCAUAGGGCAGUGGGCAGGUUUUGGCAGCCCUGGUACUCCCUCUGCAACUCACUGUCUGUCAAAGGAGGGGUGACAUUACAAGGAGCUCCAGCCAGUGUCACAUUCAGAAGACCA
Molecule: messenger RNA, 1955 nt
Organism: Boleophthalmus pectinirostris (great blue-spotted mudskipper)
Lineage: Eukaryota; Metazoa; Chordata; Actinopteri; Gobiiformes; Gobiidae
Gene: abcb6b
Product: ATP-binding cassette, sub-family B (MDR/TAP), member 6b
Exons: 20
Coding region: 1-1815 (604 amino acids)
Biological process (GO): heme transport; transmembrane transport
Cellular component (GO): membrane
Molecular function (GO): ATP binding; ATP hydrolysis activity; heme binding
Source: RefSeq, a predicted model, not a curated record